Messenger RNA from Nymphaea colorata (pocket water lily), 2084 nucleotides. Its product is annotated as pentatricopeptide repeat-containing protein At2g02750. Gene Ontology annotation, molecular function: protein binding; RNA binding. The record is from RefSeq and is a predicted model, not a curated record. The coding region runs from base 163 to 2058 and encodes 631 amino acids. NCBI's taxonomy places the organism in Eukaryota, Viridiplantae, Streptophyta, Magnoliopsida, Nymphaeales, Nymphaeaceae. Gene Ontology annotation, biological process: RNA modification. The transcript has a single exon.
CUGAGAACCUGUACACGUCCAUGCGUGUCAAUGUUAACUCCUCCUUUGUUAUAGAUCAUUCAUCGUCCUUCUGAGAAAUGGACAGUGUCCGAUGGGCGGUCUAUUAUUGGAAUGUACUGUUUAGAAGCUCCCUUUUCAAAGUCAUAGAACCACGUCGAACAAAUGAAGGCAAUGAAGAUGAACCGAAGAAUGUCACUGAAUCCCCUGAGAGUUCUGGUUUCCAAGGGACAUUACAGAGAAGCUCUGUCCCUUUACGCUCACAGCGGUAUCCAAAGCCCCCAUGAGGCCUUCUCCUUCCCUUUUCUUCUGAAGGCCUGUGCGAAACUCCCCGCACUGUCAGAUGGCCAGAAACUUCACGCCCACAUCCUCAAGACUGGCUUCCACGACGCUUACACCACCACCUCUCUCAUAAGCAUGUAUGCAGAGGUUGGGCUCAUUUCCGACGCUCACCAAGUGCUCGACGAAACUUCCACACGGAGUCUCGAAUGCUUCAAUGCGCUCGUUUCCGGGCUCGUCCAAAAUGGUUCUUUUGGAGACGCACUGCUCUCGUUCAAAUGGAUUCAGGGCAAUGGCUUACAGCCCAAUUCAGUCAGCAUUGCAAGCUUGUUGCCCGCCUGCUCCAGGAAGGGGACUCGGCAACAAGGCCUGCAGCUUCAUGCUUUCUCUGUAAAGUGUGGGUUCGAGCUAGAUCUGUUUGUUGGUAGUGGGAUUCUAACAAUGUACGCGAACUUUGGAGACCUGAGUUCAUCUGUCAGGAUAUUCAACUCAAUCCCCGAGAAGAAUGCAGUCUGUUACAACGCACUGCUGUCAGGAUUCCUCCACGGUGGUUUCCCUCGGAAAGUGCUUGAAAUCGUCCAACAAAUGCAAAGAGAUGGACAGACACCCAGCUCGGUGACAUUGGUAUCCCUGCUAUCUGCAUGUUCAGAUCUUUCUGAACUUCAGUAUGGCAAGCAAGCUCAUUCUUAUAUAAUGAGAUCUAGCCAUGGAAUUGAUUUAUUAACAGGAACAGCACUUAUAGAUAUGUAUUCAAAAUGUAGAUCCUUGAGAGAGGCGCACCACAUUUUCAAAUCAAUGCCUGAAAAGAGUUUAUUCACCUGGAAUGCUAUGAUAUCGGCAACGUCACAAUUAGGACAUUAUGAAUCUGCGGUGGAACUUUUUCAACAGAUGCAGACAACAGGAUUGGAACCUGAUGUCUCCACAUGGAACUCGAUCAUUGGUGGACCUGCCAAACAGGGGCUCGGAUUUGAAGCCUUGAGGCUGUUCAAAGAGAUGCAGUUAUCAGGUAUAGAACCCAAUGUUGUGUCUAUGACAAGCAUGUUAACAGUGUGUUCUAGUCUAUCUGACCUUCAAAGAGGCAGGGAAAUCCAUGGAUACAUCAUAAAGUCAGGCCUUCAUGUGGAUGUGUUCCUUGAGACUGCUCUGAUUGACAUGUAUGCAAAAUGUGGCUGGCAUGCCCAAGCUCGGCGGGUUUUUGACGGUAGACAUGGACAUGGUGAUACAGUUCUCUGGAAUGCCAUGAUUGGUGCAUAUGGAAGAAAUGGGGAUUCUGGAUCGGCAUUAAAAAUGUUGGACUGUAUGGAGAAAGAAAAUAUUACACCCAACUCAGCUACAUUUACAUCUGUAUUAUCUGUCUGCAGCCACACAGGCUUGAUUGACCGAGGAUGGAAAAUUUUCACCAGAAUGAGAAAAAAAUUCUUAAUAGAACCAUGCAUUGAACACUAUACAUGUAUGGUUGACCUCUUUAGCAGAGCUGGUAAGCUUGAUGAGGCCAGACGUUUGCUAAAAGAGAUGCCUAUGUAUCCUUCAGCAUCCAUGUUGGCUACUGUUCUUGGUGCUUGUAGCCGCCAACUUGAUGCAGAUCUAGGAGAAGAAAUAGCUAGGGAACUAUUACGAUUGGAACCUGAAAACCCUGCGGCCUUUGUGGUAUUAUCAAACAUAUAUGCUGAGCAGGAGCGAUGGGUAGAUGUGGAACGGCUAAGAGAACUGAUGAGGAACAGGGGAAUGAAGAAAUCGCAAGCACUAAGUACCGUUUGUGAACCACUAAUAUCUACAUCAUGAAAUUACAAAUGUAUUUUCUUUGUUCA